Fonsecaea erecta is the source of this 996-nucleotide messenger RNA. RefSeq lists its product as hypothetical. Gene Ontology annotation, biological process: S-methylmethionine cycle. Bases 1 to 996 code for a protein of 331 amino acids. The transcript has a single exon. The record is from RefSeq and is a predicted model, not a curated record. Lineage: Eukaryota; Fungi; Ascomycota; Eurotiomycetes; Chaetothyriales; Herpotrichiellaceae. Gene Ontology annotation, molecular function: S-adenosylmethionine-homocysteine S-methyltransferase activity.
AUGACACCCUCUCUGUUGCACAGGCCAAUACUCCUCCUGGAUGGUGGGCUGGGUACGACGCUUGAGGACGAGCACGGUGUGAAAUUCUCCACUGCAACGCCACUAUGGUCGUCUCACCUUCUGGUCGACGGCGUGGAGAUCCUCAAAACCGUCCAGCGCGAUUUUGCGGAAGCUGGAGCGGAUAUCAUUCUUACUGCAACAUAUCAAGCGAGCCUUCAUGGCUUCAAGAAUACCCGAACUACAAACGAGAAUGGCGUUGAACGAGAAGAGGCGAGGAGAUACAUGCUCUCCGCAGUUCGGAUUGCACGAGAAGCGUUUAAUGGACGACCCGGUCUGGUGGCUUUGAGCCUGGGUGCAUACGGUGCUACCAUGGUUCCGAGUACCGAAUACAGUGGAAAAUAUGGUGCCAUGACUGAAGAUGACCUUCUCAACUUCCACCUGGAAAGGAUCGUGUGCUUUGUGGACAGCGACGAGUGGACGGAUAUUGAUCUGGUCGCGAUCGAGACUCUGCCCAGAAUCGACGAAGUAAGAGCGGUUAGGAGAAUGAUGCAACGAGUGUCCGACAAGGAAUACUGGAUUUCCUGUGUCUUCCCCAAUGGUCAGGAGGAAUUGCCUGAUGGGACAGUAGUGGGAGAGUUGGUCAAGACCUUGCUGGAAGGGGAGCGGACCCCGUACGCGAUUGGCAUUAACUGCACAAAGGUUUCGAACAUUGCCGGCUUGGUCAAGAGAUUCGAAGACGCCGCCAAUGCCCUGGCUCUGGACCUCCCUCGGUUGGUUAUCUACCCCGACGGCGCAGGCGGGCAAGUAUACGACACCAGGCUGCAGCAAUGGGUGGGUGGUGAUGAGGGUCAGCUAUCGUGGGAUCAGCAAGUAUACAGCAUUGUCAAGGACGUGCAGGAGAGGAGUAAAUGGAAAGGAAUCCUCGUGGGUGGAUGCUGCAAGACCAGGCCAGAACAUAUCAAGAAAUUGGCUGCGAAACUGCGGGAAUUGAGAUAG